AUCGCUGAGCGAAUUCGAUGUGGUUGUUGCUGCAAGAGCGAAGUUGUGGCGAAAAAUAAUAAAUAAAUAGUGCUAAAUAAUAAUAAAUCGUGAAAAACGAAAAAAAUAAAAGCGGCAACACAAUAACACUUGUGUACACAGCCCCGUAUUCGUGUCCCGUUCAGGCUACCAGAAGCCCCCCGACACGCUCUUAAUGUGCGAGCGAAAUAGCAACAAACAAGUUACAAGUGCCGGUUCCACAAUUUCUUCAAAAUUGAACCCAAAACUGGAGCUAGACUCCAGCCAAACUGACGACACUUCCAUCGCUGCUGCCACCAGCACCGCCGUCACCAUUCACUCCUCAAACUUGAAUAAAAAACUGGUCAAAAUUAAAAAGUUCAAGCUGGACGACAUGAAGGAGAUGGUGGGCGGCUGUUGCGUUUGUUCGGACGAGCGGGGGUGGCCGGAGAACCCGCUCGUCUAUUGUGACGGCCAGAACUGUACUGUCGCAGUGCAUCAGGCAUGUUAUGGCAUCGUAACGGUACCCACCGGACCCUGGUAUUGUCGAAAAUGUGAAUCCCAAGAGCGCACAUCACGCGUUCGUUGCGAGUUGUGCCCAUCGCGAGAUGGUGCCCUAAAAAAGACUGAUAACAGUGGAUGGGCACACGUAGUUUGUGCCCUAUAUAUACCAGAAGUUCGAUUCGGUAAUGUUACCACAAUGGAGCCCAUUAUUCUGACGCUAAUACCGCAGGAACGGUAUUCAAAAACAUGCUACAUCUGUUUGGAGAUUGGAAAACCUAAUCGUGCCAAUGUCGGAGCCUGCAUGCAGUGCAAUAAAUCCAAUUGUAAGCAACAAUUCCAUGUAACCUGCGCCCAAAGUUUGGGCCUGCUGUGCGAGGAGGCUGGCAAUUAUCUGGAUAAUGUUAAAUAUUGUGGCUAUUGUCAACAUCACUAUAGUAAAUUGAAAAAGGGUGGAAACGUUAAAACUAUUCCACCAUAUAAACCUAUACAACAUGACACCUCAUCCGAUUCAUGCUCGUCGCCGGAAAAAGAAAUUGAUUCGGCAAUAAAUGCAUCGGCAUCGACAUCCGGUACAAGUAUCAAAAUUACAAGUACUACCAAUUUGGGUAUUUCAAGUGUUAAUAGUAGUAUUAAUACAGGAGGGAUCGCUAGUGCGGGAAGUGGAGUAUCUUCAACGAAGCAACGUAAAGGCAAUGCUUCAGGAAAAUCAUCGUCAAGCAGCAGCAGCAGCAGUAGUAGUAGUUCUACGGGCUCAGGUGGCGGUGGAGGUGGUGGUGGUGUCAACUUGAGUGGAACAGAUAGACAAAAUCCGUCUACGUCCUCCACAUCUGGAAGUUCGACAAUAUCAAUGACGAAUACCUCUACUGGAACAACAUCCUUUACCAGUACUAGCAAUAUUAGUAACUUAGCCGGCAAUCUAGCAGCAGGUCCAUCAAAUGUUAGUCCGAGUACUGCAGCAGGAGGCCCUAUUGCAGCAUCUUCCACCACUUUGCCCUCCACUUUGGCAGCCACUUCGUCAUCAGUUUCAUCAGCAAAUGCGGCUACAAAAUUUUCAACCAGUGGAAGUUCUGCUUCCAGUUCUACGUACAAGGAUAAACAUAGUAAAAAUUUAAAUAAAUCCAGCUCAAGCAAAGAUAAGGAAAAGGAGGGUAGUGCCAAUAAUGCUUCCAAUAAUAAUUCAUCAAAUUUGUCGUCAGUAAAUGCAUCACUAUCAGUGUCCGGGUCCAGUUUAAGCUCCGCCUCUACAAAAUCAUCCUCCAAAUCCAACAAAAAUAAAGAUUUGAUGCAAUCCAAUGUCACCACCAGCAUUACUACCCAACCCAGUUCCACAUCAACGAUAGCUUCUAAUACCUCUACUAGUGGAUCGAACAUAAGUUCUUCGGCUGCUGGCAGCACUUCCUUCACCUCAUCUAGCCUAACGUCAUCUUCCAAUGAACAUGCUCAAAAUUUAAGUACAAAUCAACCAAUUGCUGGUGGUGGUAAAAGUUCAGGCUUUGAUUCUGAAUUGAGUCGCUCUGGUCCCAAUCCCAGUUCGAUGAAUGAUUCAAGUACAUCAUCUGCAUAUGCCAUUAAUCUGGAGCCUAGAGAUCAUGGCUUGACUCAAAAAACAGGUACUACCACUACCACUCCGGCUGCCACCAAUUUGAGUACUAGCAAAGGAUUGACAUCAUCUACUACCACAGGAUCGCCAACAACUUCCUUGGCACCUACUUCAACUAGCAAUCCCUCAACCACUAGCAGCAGCUCCUUAAAUUCAACGUCGAAAAAACGAAAAGCAGAUUCAAUCAAAUCAAGCUCAGCCAUUUCCGCCUCCGCCACAUCUGCAGGAUUGGAUGAGAAUAGCUCAUUUCGGGAUAUUAUCAAAGAUGUUCAAGUAACUUUAACGCCCUUAACCGAUUUUGAAAAGGAAAUAGAAAAGACCUCAAAGAGGCAACGCACUGAAUUAAGUCCCCCGACGCAUCAAUCUUCUGCGACGGCCGAAGUGAAUGCCACUUUGGCUCCAGCGACAUGUGCCGCAAUAUCCACAACAAGUGCAACAGGAUCUAGCAGCAGUAGUGGCUCAACGACUACGGCAAACACCUCAAGCAGUAAUAUUGCUAGUGGUAGCACAGCGACCAUCGGUAGUAAUAACAACGCAACAACAGGAUCCGCCGGGUUACCUCCCUCAAAUUUUGCCAAAGCAGACCUAAGCAAAACGAUAGGAAGUGGAACUAAACAUGGAACUAAUGGCGGGAUCAAGGAUACCAGCUCUACUAGUGGCAGUAGCAGUAGCAGCAGCAGCGGUAAUCAGCAACAGGCAACUGGAGCAAAUACAAAUGCACCUAGUUUGUAUGUUUCAGUACCGCUAUCGACGGCAAAUGUACCUGGAAUAAAUCUGCCUAAUGCAUCUGGAAGCGUUACUGGAAAUGGCACGGGCACUUCAAUUGACUCCUCCCAAUCAGCUAUUCGUAGUGGCAGUACGCCAGCACUCUCCAAUCCAUCUCUAUCGAAUCAGCAGAGUCAAUCGUCCUUGGGCACAACAGGAAGUGCUGCAUAUGUCACGCCACAUACAGCGAAUAGUUUAAGUGGCAUCCCCACUACUUCUGCCUCCUCCUCCUCAUCAUCAUUAUCCGCGUUAUCAUCGUCGGUUAUCCAGCAUCAGCAUCCAAGUGGAAAGUCCUCAACCAGUGCCAGUGCCUUAAGCGGAGGCACCAGCGGCGCUCUAGUCAGUGGAAAUUGUGGUGGUAACAUUAUCAGUUCAACCAGCACUAGCACCACCACCCACUCUUCUGGGAAUUUGACCGCGACCACUACGGAAAGUGGCAAUCUAAAAAUAAGCUAUGAGAAGCAAACCAAUCGAGUGCAACAAUUGCAGGAGCAGGAAUCAUCGCCAGGACGUAGAAGCAGAACGCCCGAUCUCAACUCUGGAACGGUGUCAACUUCGGCAAUCAGUGCCGCCAGCGGCAAUUCUAAUCCCAAUUCAUCUAGCUUCGGUGGUCUAAAAUUCACUUACGAGGCGCAAAGUCAAUUAGAUGUAGCCAUGUUGCCAGUAAGUUCCAUUAAGGAUUCCCCACCAAGUUCACCAGGCUCCGAGAUAGGCGUGAAUCCACAUCCGGCCAUUGCUAAUCAGCCACCGGCUGUUAAUACCGCCAGUGCUGCUGUAGGAGGAAACGUUCGCAAGCGUGGGCGCAAGGCCAAAGACUCAACUUUGGCAACCCAAGCGGCAGCGCAAGCGGUAGCUGAUCUCAAGGAUGUGCGUAUUUUGCAAAAUGGAGGCAACAAUUCCAGCACUGCCAGCAACUCUGCUACUACAAUAGGCUCACCAUUGGUGCCAGCUCCGACACCACCGGCAACGCCAUCAAUUUCAGUCAAUGCCAGCUCCUCCUCCGCCUCCUCCUCAACGUCCAUUAUUGCCCAUACGGCAACACACAUGCUUGGCAAUCAUGUGAAUCCCAAUAGUAGCGUGGCCCAAAAGUUAUCUGAACAAUUGCACAUGGAGGUUCAGGAUCAUGCCAUUUAUACACCCGACUCAAUGAAUUCCCAAUUCACCGGAGUACCGUUUCCGGGUAAACAGCGCAAUUCGACAACCUCCUCUAGUAGUGGAAAUAUCGCAAACACCCUCGUUGCCCCGAAUCCCCUUCAGUCCAUGUUUGGGGGCGGUGGUAUUAAUGGAAACAUGCCGAUACCUCAGAGCCUGGAGCAAUUGUUGGAGCGGCAAUGGGAGCAGGGCUCACAGUUUCUUAUGGAACAGGCCCAGCACUUUGACAUUGCUUCUCUCUUAAAUUGCCUACAUCAACUCCAGAGUGAAAAUCUCCGCUUGGAGGAGCAUGUAACCAGCUUGAUAGCUCGCCGCGAUCAUUUAUUGGCGGUUAAUGCACGUUUACAGAUUCCUUUAAGUACCAUUAGCAAUAAUGCUAAAGCCGAGGCCCACGCUUCUGGCGGAAACAACAGCAGCAACAUUAGCAGUGCUCUCAAUGCUGCUACAACUAUUGCAGCGGCUGUUUCACUAGCAACCACAGCCAUCAAUACAUCGACGCCCACAGGCAACAGUCGUGCCACUGUGGCACCAGCCAGUUCAAGUGGAGUAGUACUCGACUAUCGUGGCUCCAGUGGGAACAACAACAACAACAACAGCAACUGCAUUAACUCGGCCAGUGCUAGUGGCAAUACUCCCACGGGUGGGGGGUCAUCCUCAACUCCUUCAUCAGGGUCACAAAGCACAGGCAUGUCAAUUGGCAGUAUGGCUAUGUCGAAUGUAACCAAUUUUGCUUUGAGGCAUCUGGCCUCGACUCAUGCGACAUACAACAAUGCCGGCAGCAACAGCAGCAGUCAAGCUCAGCAACAAAACGCCGUAGCGCCAGCUACUAUUGGACGAGGUGGGUCAGCUGUAACUGCAACAACAGGCACAGCAACAACAACAACAGCCGUAACCACUUUGAUGCCAUUUGGUUCUGUUGUUAUCAAUCACAUUGGUAGUGGUGGUCCUGGGCACAACAAUCUAAACAACAACAACAACAGCAAUCCACAGCACCAACACCACCAUAAUCGCGUUAAUCUAGAUGAUUUAAAUAGCACCACCUCUAGCUCCUCCUCUACCUCCUAUGGCACGCAUCAUGCGUCGCUCUACAAUCACAACAACACGCAUCAACAGUCCCAACUAAGGCGCGACGAUAACUUAGCAAAAACUAGCUGAAAUUCAAAUAGUGAUAAAAGGCAUC
Drosophila willistoni is the source of this 5198-nucleotide messenger RNA. RefSeq names its product protein AF-10. The transcript has 13 exons. Gene Ontology annotation, cellular component: nucleus. Gene Ontology annotation, biological process: regulation of transcription by RNA polymerase II. Gene Ontology annotation, molecular function: nucleosome binding; histone binding. Bases 194 to 5173 code for a protein of 1659 amino acids. NCBI's taxonomy places the organism in Eukaryota, Metazoa, Arthropoda, Insecta, Diptera, Drosophilidae. The record is from RefSeq and is a predicted model, not a curated record.